CCGAGGCUCCGCCCCGCGGUCCCUUCCGCGCUCGCCCCGGGCCCGGCGCUCCCCCCGCCCGGUCCGACCGGCACCGACCGAGUGAGCGACCCCGCCAGCCCGACCCCGCCCGGCCGCCACAUGGCCUCCGCGGCCAGCUCCGGACAGGCCGGCUCCGCGCCGCCGCUCACCGUACAGCGCGGCAUCGUCAAGAUGGUGCUGUCGGGCUGUGCCAUCAUCGUGCGGGGGCAGCCCCGGGGGGGGCCCCCCCCCGAGCGCCAGAUCAACCUCAGCAACAUCCGAGCCGGGAACCUGGCCCGGCGCGGGGCCCCCGGCCAGCCCGACGCCAAGGACACCCCGGACGAGCCCUGGGGCUUCCCGGCCCGGGAGUUCCUGCGGAAGAAGCUCAUCGGGAAGGAGGUUUGCUUCACCGUGGAGUACAAGACCCCGCAGGGCCGGGAGUACGGGAUGGUGUACCUGGGCAAAGACACGAGUGGUGAGAACAUCGCCGAGUCCCUGGUGGCCGAAGGACUCGCCUCCCGUCGGGAAGGGAUCCGGGCCAACAACCCCGAGCAGAGCCGGCUGGCAGAGCUGGAGGAGCAGGCCAAGAGCGCCAAGAAGGGGAUGUGGAGCGAGGGCACGGGGUCCCACACCGUGCGGGACCUCAAGUACACCAUCGAGAACCCGCGGCACUUCGUGGACUCCCUGCACCAGAAGCCAGUCAAUGCCAUCAUCGAGCACGUGCGGGACGGCAGCGUGGUGAGGGCCCUGCUGCUGCCAGACUACUACCUGGUCACCGUCAUGCUCUCGGGCAUCAAGUGCCCCACGUUCAAGCGCGAGGCCGACGCUCCCGAGGUCCCAGAGCCGUUUGCGGCCGAGGCCAAGUUCUUCACGGAGUCCCGGCUGCUGCAGAGGGAUGUGCAGAUUGUCCUGGAGAGCUGCCACAACCAGAACAUCCUGGGCACCAUCCUGCACCCGAACGGGAACAUCACGGAGCUGCUGCUGAAGGAGGGCUUUGCCCGCUGCGUGGACUGGUCCAUCGCCGUGUACACCCGCGGGGCCGACAAGCUGCGCGCGGCCGAGAGGUUCGCCAAAGAGCGCAAGCUGAGGAUCUGGAGGGACUACGUGGCCCCCACGGCAAACCUGGAUCAGAAGGACAAGCAGUUUGUGGCCAAGGUGAUGCAGGUGCUGAACGCCGAUGCCAUCGUGGUGAAGCUCAACUCCGGGGACCACAAAACCAUCCACCUGUCCAGCAUCCGACCCCCGCGGCUGGAGGGGGACAGCGCGCAGGACAAGAACCGGAAGCUGAGGCCCCUCUAUGACAUUCCCUACAUGUUCGAGGCCCGGGAAUUCCUGCGCAAGAAGCUCAUCGGGAAGAAGGUGAACGUGUCCGUGGAUUACAUCCGCCCUGCCAGCAGUGCCACCGAGACCGUGCCCGCCUUCUCGGAGCGCACCUGUGCCACCGUGUCCAUCGGCGGGAUGUGGACCCACCCCAAGGGAUGUCCCCACCCCAAGAGAUGUCCCCACCCCAAGGGACGUCCCCAUCCCAAGGGAUGUCCCACCCCAAGGGACGUCCCCACCCAAAGAGAUGUCCCCACCCCAAGGGAUGUCCCCAACCCAAGGGAUGUCCCACCCCAAGAGAUGUCCCCACCCCAAGGGAUGUCCCCAACCCAAGGGAUGUCCCCACCCCAAGGGAUGUCCCCAACCCAAGGGACGUCCCCACCCCAAGGGAUGUCCCCACCCCAAGGGAUGUCCCCACCCCACGUGUGCCCCCAGGUGUGGUCCCACUACGAGGAGACCCCGGUGGAGGAGGUGGUGCCGGUGCUGGAGGAGAAGGAGCGCACGGCCAACUACAAGCCCGUGUUCGUCACCGAGAUCACCGACGACCUCCACUUCUACGUGCAGGACGUGGAGACGGGUGCCCAGCUGGAGAAGCUGAUGGAGAACAUGCGGGCCGAGGUGGGCGCCCACCCGCCCGUGGAGGGGUCGUACUCCCCGCGCCGAGGGGACUUCUGCAUCGCCAAGUUCGUCGAUGGGGAAUGGUACCGGGCCCGGGUGGAGAAGGUGGAGUCGGGCGGCAAAGUUCACAUCUUCUACAUUGACUACGGCAACAAGGAGACGUUGCCCCCGUCCCGCCUGGCCCCGCUGCCCCCGGCCUUCUCCCCGCGGGUGUUGCCCCCCCAGGCCACCGAGUACACCUUUGCCUUCAUCCAGGUGCCGCAGGACGAGGAGGCGCGGGCGGACGCCGUGGACAGCGUGGUGAGGGACAUCCAGAACACGCAGUGCCUGCUCAACGUGGAGCACCUGGGCCCGGGCUGCCCCCACGUCACCCUCCAGUUCGCCGACUCCAAGAGCGACGUGGGGCUGGGGCUGGUCAAGGAGGGGCUGGUCAUGGUGGAGCCCCGCAAGGAGAGGCAGUUCCAGAAAGUGAUCACCGAGUACCUGAACGCGCAGGAGGCGGCCAAGAGUGCCCGGCUGAACCUGUGGCGUUACGGUGAUUUCCGGGCUGACGACGCGGACGAGUUCGGCUACAGCCGCUGAGGGGCCGGGGGGGCUGCGGGGGGGGGGCUGCGGGGGGUCCCACCCCCCCUCCCUGGGCUGCGGGGGGGCCCCACCGCCCCCCCCCCCCCCACUGCCGAGCCCCCCAUCCCAUCCCGUCCUCCCGGGGGGGCAGCCGGGGGGGGGCUCCGAGCCCUGGGGGUGCCGAGGGGGGGGCACCCCCGGUCCCCCCACCCUGCCUUGGCCCCCCCGCGGCCCCCCCCACCCCGGCCUGUAUUUAAAGCUGCAGAGGCCCAAUAAACGUAGUGAAGCGU
This is a messenger RNA of Pseudopipra pipra, 2792 nucleotides long. RefSeq names its product staphylococcal nuclease and tudor domain containing 1 (gene SND1). Gene Ontology annotation, molecular function: RNA binding; nuclease activity. The transcript has 19 exons. Gene Ontology annotation, cellular component: cytosol; nucleus; RISC complex. Gene Ontology annotation, biological process: regulatory ncRNA-mediated gene silencing; mRNA catabolic process. Lineage: Eukaryota; Metazoa; Chordata; Aves; Passeriformes; Pipridae. The record is from RefSeq and is a predicted model, not a curated record. Bases 121 to 2520 code for a protein of 799 amino acids.